GCACUCACACAGACGCACGCACACACACAUGACCACAUUCCUCUCCUCACUCAGGUGACAAGUUCAGGAGGUGGAGGGGGGUUGAUGAAUGGAGAGAAAGAGAGAGAGAGAGGGAGAACGAGAGAGAAAGCUGGAGAGAGAGAACAGAGUGGGAGAGAGGUAGAAACGGCAGGCAGAGCAGAAAUUGUGAGAAAGAGAGGGAAUGAGGUAAAGGAGAAAGAGAGGAACAGGCAAGGAAAAACGGUGUGGGUGUGUGGGAGAGAGAGAGAAAGAGAGAGAGAGAGAGAAUAUGUGAGGAGGUGAAGAAAUGAGUGAGGAGUGGCCAAAGGAACAAGUGCAGAACAGAGUCGAGAGAGAGGGAGAGACAGAUAGACAGAUAGAAAGGUGAGAAAGAGAGAGAAAGUGAAGGAGAUAGAAUCAAGGAGAGAGAUAGCUGCAGUCGUCUUAAUCGUGUGACGCGAUUGGCUAAUGAAUCGCUGUCUUUUACCUGGGAUUUGAUUGGUUGGCAGCUGUCUGUUGGACUUGAAGACUCUUCUCACACCUAUACAGAUACCACAACAGGUGAUGGCUAGCUCCCUGUACUACCUGAUCCCGGCACUAGGGGGCUACACUGUGGCAUCCUAUUUCCUGCUCAAGAAUCCUCAACUGCUUCACAAACCCAAACAUGCAGCAUUCCACGCCAAACACAUCUCGCACCGCGGGGGAUGUGGAGAGAAAAUUGAGAGUACCAUGGAGGCUUUCAGACAUGCGGUGGCUUUGGGCACGGACAUGUUUGAGUUGGAUUGUCACCUGACGCGUGACGGACGUGUGGUCGUGUCACAUGACGAACGGCUGCUGAGACAGACAGGACGAGACGUCACCAUAUCAUCACUAGACUACCAGGAGCUGCCACUGUAUAAAGAGAGAUUAGAGGUGACCUUCAACACAGGCCACUUCAGCUGUGGAGAGGACAGGAAGUUCCUGCUAUUGGAAGACCUGUUCCGCACCUACCCCACAAUGCCCGUCAACAUCGAGGUCAAGGGGAAGAACCCCGCCCUGAUAGCCCAGGUAUCUGAGCUAGUGAAGCGCUAUGACAGAGAGCACCUGACCAUCUGGGCAACAACCAGCUCCAGCAUUAUGAAGAUCUGCAGAGACACGAACCCCAGUAUGCCCUACAUGUUCACGGUGUCUCGGGCCCUCUUGCUCCUCCUCCUCUUUUACUCCGGACUCCUCCCCUUCCUGCCCCUUGGAGAACACUUCCUGCAAUUCUACUUACCCAGAGUAAUAAACAGGACAUUUAUACCAGAGUCUAAACUGCUCCAAAACAAAAUGGCCAUCAAACUGAUUCAGAAACUGACCAUGAGAAAGAGUCUGUUUGAACACCUCGUCAAACGCGGAAUACAGGUGCAGUUGUUUGUGUGUAAUACUGAUGAGGACAUCAGAGCUGCGUUUGCUGCAGGAGCCACAGGGGUCAUGACGGACUACCCCACUCUACUCAGAGACUACCUCAACACACACGCCACAUAACACACACACACACACACACACACACACACACACACACACACACACACACACACACACACACACACACACACACACACGCACACACACACACACACACACCACACAUUACAACAUUAUUAACACACACACUACAUCACACACAGUGGCGGAACAAUUGCACAUAGGGCCCCAGGGCUAGACACUUAUAGGGCCCUCCAUACGGCCUGCCCUUGUCACAAUAGGGCCCCCACUACCAACACAGGAGGGCCCUGGGCCCACGGGCAAAUGUCCUGCUUUCCCUUCCUAUAUCUCCGCCCCUGAUCACACACAUUAACGAACACACACAAUGCACAUGCGCGCGC
Molecule: messenger RNA, 1847 nt
Organism: Engraulis encrasicolus (European anchovy)
Lineage: Eukaryota; Metazoa; Chordata; Actinopteri; Clupeiformes; Engraulidae
Gene: gdpd3a
Product: glycerophosphodiester phosphodiesterase domain containing 3a
Exons: 11
Coding region: 565-1506 (313 amino acids)
Biological process (GO): glycerophospholipid catabolic process
Cellular component (GO): endoplasmic reticulum membrane
Molecular function (GO): phosphatidylcholine lysophospholipase A1 activity; phosphoric diester hydrolase activity
Source: RefSeq, a predicted model, not a curated record